GACAUACACUACAACACCGACUACAAGCUAGAGGGAAAGAUCCUUGAGCGGAUGCUUCGGUUCGAGGAGCUUCACGGUCCGGCGCCUGCGAUGGAUCCACGUCGGGACAAGGGAGAGGCGGGAGAGGCGAGGGACGAGGACGAGGUGGUCGAUGUUGACGACAUCGUGGACGAGGGGACACGGGUUGGGCCUUCAGGGAAGGACCAAGCAUGGGGGAAGGGCAUUGUUCAGGAGGCAAGGGGACAGCAAGACCAUUACUUUGUGGGUGCUCACGUGUUGGCUCGCACACAAGCGCACAACGAUGCGCAAGAGGCGACAGUUGCUGAUGUCGUCUGGAAGGUUAGCUACAGGGUGAGGUCGUUGUCAGAGGUCUUAGCUACAGGGAAGAAAUGCGAAGUGAAAUUGAAGCCGCAGCUGAGAGCAGUUAUGGUUCUUCUUCUUAUGUGCUUGGUAUACCAAGAGCUGGAUCCAGGACUAAGCAAUGUGGGGCCUUUCCUUUACAACUGGGUGAUGGACUCCUGGACUAAAGGAGGGGUGUCGAGUGGGUUGAUUCUAUAUGUCAUGCAUUGCCGGCGUGAACGAACAGCCAGCAAUGUUGCUUUCUCCACGUCUUGUCUGGGAGGAGUGGCCAAGGAAUGGGUGAUGGCCGAAGCCAACGCCGCUGGCUUUGAGGACAUAGGUGAGCGGUCUAAGACCCUGACAUUGAGGCAAUUUCUCCAGAAAAUCAAGGAGAGAUUCCUUGACAAAACGAUUGUCGAUAAGACUUUCGAUGAACUCACCACUAUAGGCCAAAAACGACGGACUUCUGUUGAUGCCUUGUCUCGUGAAGUGGAUCGUCUGUUGCAGGUUGGAUACACAACAUCAGUGGCUCAGUUCAAGUUCAUAAACACCACACGUAAGCUAAAUUUUUCGUGGCCAAAUGCGGGAGCAUAUAUGGACACAGAUGGGACACUGCACGACACUCCUUCAACAUAUGUGCUAGCCAAGAGCGAUAUUCUUUUCCCCAGUGAGUGCCGAGACCUUCCCAGUCCGAUCUAUAAUGCAGCCUCCAUCUGCCAUAGAGGGGUCACUUUCCGCUCAGUGAAGAUGACUGACAUAUCACCUUCUGGUCUUGUUCCACGAUUGCUGAACAUCCGCACUGUAAAAGACGGUGCUACAAGAGACAUGCAAGUGCCAUGGUCUCAUGAAGCAUAUGGCUUUAUGCUUCCCACAGCGAGAUCUUUCAACUUCACAUGGGUCCGUCUGGGACGGCUCGAUCCAUCUGGGUUCAGGAUUUCCCCCUCAUUGCGGCCCUCGAAGAACGAAUUUCUGAUGAUUAUUUCAAGGCAGGCACGUGUCCCUGAUCACUUCCAUGUCUACACUCGUGGGAAGGAGGUAAAAUCUUUGGCACAGCUUCCCACACCGCUGGACCCACAUGGUUCGUACUUCUACGAUGGAACUUACAGUGGACCUCAAAAUGACACCGGCCUUACUAUUCUCAUUGCUGGUGAUUCUGAUGCACAUGUUCAGAUGGUCAGGCACCAAUGCCCUGACAGUGGAUGCCCAGUCGACUCAGGGCUGUUUGCAUUCCGUGCCGGAAUACUACUCUGGUCAGACCCAGCCACUUGGUUGGAUCCAAAUGCCAAGACCAAUGGACAGAUGCCUCAAGAGGGAUGGGACGUGCUUAUCCCAAAUGGAUGGACCGUCAUGCUGGAUAUCUCACCCCCUGGGCUGGGUGUCCUGACGAUUGAAGGGACUUUGGUUUUCUCUGAGAGGCAUGAUGACUUGACACUGGAAGCAAGAAUUAUUUUCAUCAAUGGCGGAAACCUCACCAUUGGCACUCCAGAGAACCGGUUCCCAAAGAAUGCAACUAUAAAAUUGACUGGGCCACGAAGUGCACAACCCCUGGCAUUAACCAAUGACAUCAGCUUCGGGUCGAAUAGGAGUAGACCAGCACAACAAGAAGAUGAGAUACAAAUUUUUGUCCGAGAUUUGAUGAAAGAACGAGAAGAAAAACGGAAGCGUGACGAAGAGGAAGAAAAACGACUUGCGAAGGAGGAAAAAGAGAAGAGAUGGGAACUCGACAUGGCCAGGAGAACCGAGGAGAUGCGCUUGCAACUUCAAGCAAAAAUUGCCGAUAAAUGGAAGAAACAGCAAGAACAGGCGAUGGAGAAGGCGAAGGUGACCAGCCAAGCGGAAGACAAAGCUACGAGUCCUAAGAUUUCACCAAAGAGCAAGGCGGUUACAAAGGCAAAGGAGAAGACGAAGAGAUCUUCGAAGAAGAAGAAGAUGAAGACAAGGGUCGUGGAAUCUUCUUCAUCCUUAUCUGAUACUGAGGAGAGUACGUCCACUACAGAGGAUUCAUCGGAUACGGAAGAAGAGGCACUACGACUAGUGAGACUACUCCGUGAAGAGAAGCGCAAGACCAAGAUGAAGAAGAGGCAGAUACGGAAGAAGACUAGUAAGAAGAACUCGACGGGCACUUACGAGCGGGGCGAAUGUUCAAAGAAGUCGGAUACUCCCACACCUCCGACGAAGAACAGAGGACUGGAGCCUGAGACACCACUCACAAAGGGGUACAAAGGGAUCUCAGCCAGCUGCUCUCAGGAAGGGCUCGUCGACUACACGUUAUCAGUCAUGAAGCAGUAUUCGGGGAAGAAAGUCUCACAGCUCAAGGAGAUCUGUGAGAAACAUGGCAUAAAACCAGCAAGAAAGGAGGACAUGGUGAUGGAACUGGUGAAGCGACAGACAGAGUUAGCCUAUGACGGCUUCUUCUCGACACCACUGAUGAAGAAGACAAGAUCUCUGAAGAUCGAUGAAGACAUGGAGCAGGCCGACAAGACACCAACCGAACCGGUUAAGACUACGGUCACUACGAGAGGGAAGGCAAAGAUCAAAGGGACACCGAGAGUGACACUAAGAUCGGCACCGCCAGAAGAACAAGAGCAAACACUCAUUAAAGGGAAAGACAAGGUGAUUGAGGAGGAGGUCAAGGGGGUAGAGAAGAAAGAACCCCAGGAGAAGCUCAUGAAGGAUGCAAUGAAGGUCACAAAAGUGACACCGGAAAAACCCGAAACUUCCAAGAAGGAACCUGAGAAACCGGCGGAACAAAAAGAAGAGCCUGCUAAGCAGGAACCGGCCAAGGAGGUAGAAAAGCCGAAGAUAAAAGAAAAAGUGAAGAUGAAAUUACCCUUUACCUAUAAUGGAAAGCGAGGUGAACAUCUCUUGCUCUGGAUUGCAGAAAUUCAGACAUACUGUAGCACGAUACCGGUAGAGCCAGAAAGCCAAGUGGCUUUCACUACCUCAUGUCUAGGUGAGGUAGCAAAGGAAUGGGUCUUGUCUGAAGCCAAUGUUGUUGGCUUCGAGGACAUAGGUGAGUGGGCCAAAACCUUGACCCUCCGGGAAUUUUUCCAAAAGAUUAAGGAGAAAUUCUUGGACAAAACGACGGCGGAUAAGGCCUUUGACGAGCUCACCACCAUCAGCCAAAAGCGUUGGACGACUGUGGAUGCAUUGUCGUGUGAAGUUGAUCAGUUGUUGCAGGUACCUAGUCUGAACCUGCAAGACAAUCAAGUCCUUCAUAUCUUUUCGCGAGCAUUGUCGGAACCCAUCCGAGGACAUCUCGUUGCAGAGGCCAAGUCCGGUGCGCGGCGGCUUCUUCCACCUCAGGUCUGCUAUGGCGGACUACUACCUUCGGCGGCCACCUCUGCUAUGGCGCAUCAGGUUGUUGCGGUUCUGGGAAACCUUGACAUGCAUGGGCUUGAGCGCACAUACACCUGGUCUCAACUCGCGAAAAGUGCACCAGAGGGAUCAAGGAUCCUGGAAAUCAGAGACCCAGUGGAUUGGAAAGUGGGGGACAUGAUCGUUGUUGCUCCCUCUCGCUGGGAUCCAGAUGAGGCUGAAAGAGCCAAGAUUGUAGCAAUAUCCGGCAAUAGGCGUGUACUGACAAUCGAUCAAGGACUGCGGUUCCCCCACAUGAUUUCCAAGCUGACAAUCCCCUCCAACUACACAGUGGAGUUCAUUCCUGAGGUACUUUGCGUCCCCUGCAUAAUUUGAAUCCACCCGCGCUGUCCCUGCACCCCCUCGCCCCUCUCCUCUUCCCCCUCUCUCACCCCACCCCUCUAUCCCCCCAACGCUCUUCAUUUUCUUUUUGAAGAAUCUAAACCCACCAGUACACAGCUUCAGCCUUGCUGAAAAAGUUCCCGUCCCCUACUCCAAACAUUCCGUGCAUCGCUGGUGGCGUCAGCCAGAAAAGGAAAGAAGUGUGCCGCUGGCGGUUCAACAAAUCUUGGUGUGCAGU
Chara braunii is the source of this 4276-nucleotide messenger RNA. Lineage: Eukaryota; Viridiplantae; Streptophyta; Charophyceae; Charales; Characeae. The record is from the annotation of a GenBank genome assembly.